This is a messenger RNA of Oncorhynchus gorbuscha (pink salmon), 2479 nucleotides long. Its product is annotated as proteoglycan 4-like. The record is from RefSeq and is a predicted model, not a curated record. The coding region runs from base 1 to 1446 and encodes 481 amino acids. The transcript has 3 exons. Lineage: Eukaryota; Metazoa; Chordata; Actinopteri; Salmoniformes; Salmonidae.
AUGGCAGCAGUGGUGGAGGCUGCUGCUCCAGUAGUGGAAGAGUCCAUUGUCAUGGAAGAGGUAGAGCCUGUUGCGGCUGCAGUGGAGGAGUUUAUUCCAGCAGUAGAGGAAUCUAUCCCAGUGACAUUAGUGGAACCAACUAUGACUACAGUGGAAGAAUCCAUUGAGAUGGCAGAGGAGGGACACAUUAUUGUUGAAGCGGAAGCUCCCAAGCCAGAGGAGACCUUACCCAUUACAUUACAUUACAUUACAUUUAAGUCAUUUAGCAGACGCUCUUAUCCAGAGCGACUUACCCCUCUCUUACCCCCAGUCACAGACCUAUCCCCAGCACCACUCAUAGACCCAACCCCAGCACCACUCAUAGACCCAACCCCAGCACCACUCAUAGACCUAUCCCCAGCACCACUCAUAGACCUAACCCCAGCACCACUCAUAGACCUAUCCCCAGCACCACUCAGACCUAUCCCCACCACCACUCAUAGACCUAUCCCCAGCACCACUCAAAGACCUAUCCCCAGUACCACUCAUAGACCUAUCCCCAGUACCACUCAUAGACCUAUCCCCAGCACCACUCAUAGACCUAGCCCCAGCACAACUCAUAGACCUAGCCCCAGCACCACUCAUAGACCUAGCCCCAGUACCACUCAUAGACCUUGCCCCAGCACCACUCAUAGACCUAUCCCCAGCACCACUCAUAGACCUAGCCCCAGCACCACUCAUAGACCUAGCCCCAGCACCACUCAUAGACCUAUCCCCAGCACCACUCAUAGACCUAUCCCCAGCACCACUCAUAGACCUAGCCCCAGCACCACUCAUAGACCUAGCCCCAGCACCACUCAUAGACCUAGCCCCAGCACCACUCAUAGACCUAGCCCCAGCACCACUCAUAGACCUAGCCCCAGCACCACUCAUAGACCUAGCCCCAGCACCACUCAUAGACCUAGCCCCAGCACAACUCAUAGACCUAGCCCCAGCACCACUCAUAGACCUAGCCCCAGCACAACUCAUAGACCUAGCCCCAGCACCACUCAUAGACCUAGCCCCAGCACCACUCAUAGACCCCUCCCCAGCACCACUCAUAGACCUAGCCCCAGCACCACUCAUAGACCUAUCCCCAGAACCACUCAUAGACCUAUCCCCAGCACCACUCAUAGACCUAGCCCCAGCACCACUCAUAGACCUAUCCCCAGCAGUAGAGCCCCUAUCCAGGUGCUUCCACCAGAGCCAGCCCCUGCAACCAUCCUCUUAGAGGGUAACGGAGUGGAGCCAGCCCCUGCAACCGUCCUCUUAGAGGGUAACGGAGUGGAGCCAGCCCCUGCAGCCGUCCUCUUAGAGGGUAAAGGAGUGGAGCCAGUCCCUGCAGCCGUCCUCUUAGAGGGUAAAGGAGUGGAGCCAGCCCCUGCAGCCGUCCUCUUAGAGGGUAACGGAGUUACCUGCUGGGCCUGAAUGAUAAAUGGAAUGAAGAGGGCCUUGACGAUCUGGACAUCGACUUCUUAGACUGAAAGUGUUGGAGGAAUGUCCUUAAAGUGACUAAAGAACACGUGUUGUUCAUACUCCUAGUGAAACGGCGUGUGGGCGGGAGGUGGGGUUUUGACCUUUACAGUGAAACUGGUGAAAGUCGAGUGGAGUUGGUCUUUCAACUGUGAACCACAAUGCAAGGGGGUUUGUAGAACGCUUUUGGUGAGAAUGGAUGGACAGUGUCCCAUUCAUUAGGAACAAAUGCAGAAAAUGUUUUGCAACAGGAAAAAAUAUAUAUAUAUUUUUGAACAGGUACAAAUUUACUGUGUCGAAUCAAUUUGUGGUUAAAUGCUGAACGCGACUCCUGGGAGUAUUCAUUAGUCAGAUUUCAUUGCCUAACAUUUGGUCUGUUGCUAAAUGUUUUUGCAAUGGAUAACAAGUUUCUGUUGGACAAAUUCAAGUAGGUCCCUCCCCAUUUGUUUUUUUUUUUGCUUCCUAGAGUAAACUCUUUCCUUUGCAAAACAUUUAGCAACAGAACCCAACUAAUAAAUACACUCCGAUUUUGAAAUCCUUUGUGCAGUACCUCAUCGUCCACUCUCACAUUGACCCACAGUAUAGAAUGAAAUGUAGUGUGAACCAGAGGGGGUCAUUGGGUUGAACUGUUUACCUUAUCCAAUCACAUAGGAAGCUGGGAAUAGACUAGUUCUCUACACUACAGUACGUCUUACCCCUAGAUAGACCCUGGAAGCCUGGUUAUCUUUCAUUAGUUAGGUUAGGUCCUCUCCACAGGUGUUGAGCUUGUGUUCAGUAUACCUCUACUUGUCUGGGCACGCAUGCUGCUCUGCCAUGGUCUAGUGCCUUAGGUCUCUGCUGUUUUUAUAGGGAACCUACUUCAUUGUUAUAGAUGUGAAUCCAAGUGCCUUCUGUAUGACUGGUCUGGAAAAGGGGAUGAAAUGUUAUCACCUCAAUAAAUAUGACAAGUGUUUGUCUGAAUCAGGCCAUAGGAAUAAUUCAGAGAAUG